Camellia sinensis is the source of this 1469-nucleotide messenger RNA. RefSeq names its product transcription factor BHLH094. The record is from RefSeq and is a predicted model, not a curated record. NCBI's taxonomy places the organism in Eukaryota, Viridiplantae, Streptophyta, Magnoliopsida, Ericales, Theaceae. Gene Ontology annotation, biological process: regulation of DNA-templated transcription. Gene Ontology annotation, molecular function: protein dimerization activity; DNA-binding transcription factor activity. Gene Ontology annotation, cellular component: nucleus.
CUCACUCAAAGUCACUUCUUUUAAACUCCCGAGGUCAUUCUCCAGUGAAUACUGGUGGUGGUAGUGUGUACAGUGCGCGCCAACAAUCAGUCCCCAGUGUCGAAGCAGAUCACACAGCUGCCCCUCCUCUCUCUCUCUCUCUCCACUUGUUAUCGAUCUUCAAAUGCACACUUUGAAAUUGAACUAUGGCAAUGGUUCUCUUUGAUUUGCAGCUAAUUCAUGAGCUUUGAAUAACAUUGAAGAUAAAUUUGGAUUCGAAUCGGAUGUGAUUUUGAGAAUCUUCAGAUGGAUCAGCCGGCGAUGAUCAACGGCGAUGCGUUUCAGAGUGCGAGUGCGGCGCCGUACAAUUUGGCCGAGAUCUGGCCGUUUAGAAUCAACGGCGGUGAGUCGGGAGGUGCAUUGGACUUGAUGAAGGUGCGGUUUGGGCAGAGUUUGGAUCAAUUUGAGAAUGCGAGCGUGAAUCGCGAAGUUUCUGGCAAUGAUCCGAUGGUUCUGGAUCACAGAUUGGCUCGGAGUGGCGGUUCAAGGAAGCGGCGUGAUGAAUCUCCUCCCGAGAAUGAGUCCGCCAAGCUUGUCUCGACGAGCAUUGGCAAUGACAUCAUCACGAAUGAGUGUGAUGGUAAACGCAUUAAGACGGAGAGAUCUAGAGAUGAGAAUUUUGAUUACAAAGCUAAAGCCGAAGCAAAUUCGAGCAAGCCAACAGAGCAGAACACAAAAACGCAUGAGCCACCGAAGCAAGAUUACAUCCACGUACGAGCAAGAAGGGGCCAAGCUACUGAUAGCCAUAGUCUAGCAGAAAGAGCUAGAAGAGAAAAGAUAAGCGAGAGAAUGAAAAUUCUACAAGAUCUGGUCCCUGGUUGUAAUAAGGUCAUUGGCAAAGCAUUGGUCCUUGAUGAGAUAAUUAAUUAUAUCCAGUCACUGCAGCAUCAGGUUGAGUUCUUAUCAAUGAAGCUUGAAGCGGUUAAUUCCAAAGUGAACCCUGGCAUUGAAGGAUUUCCAUCAAAAGACUUUGUUCAACAAACAUUCAACACAAAUGGAGUGGCGUUUAGUUCACAAGCUACAAGGGACUAUGCUAAGGAUUCAUCGCCAGAAUGGUUACAUAUGCAGAUUGGUAGUGGCUUCGAAAGAACAACAUAACUUAGAUAAUCUUCAUCAUUUGCUAAUAAGAGCAUUAGGAGGGCAUAAUUAGUCCUUCAGUGAUUGCCAAAAAAAUAUGUCAACAUUUUAAUUUCUUUGGGUGUUGAAAAUGUAUUUUUUUUUUUUUUUUCCUUUUACCUUAAAUAUCUCACAGCAAGCUUUGUUUUCUAUGUGCCAAUAUUUGAACAUAUUUCCCAAUGAGUGUUACUCUUGUAGGAUUGCCUGUUUAGAAUUGUAAAGCUUACACAUUUGUGUCCGCCUUGUUUAACAUUGGGUGUAUUAAGAAGGUGAAGGUUCAUGCAAUAAGAAAGUUGCUAAUUUCUAUGAGAGUA